UUGAUUUUCAUUUUUUAUUUUGUUUUAAUUGUUUUAUUAAAAUUUAAAUAAAAAAUUUGGUUUAAUUAAUUAGGAAUUAAAUAUAAAUGCAGUAAUUUUGGAAUGUAAUUAAAAUUUUAUUUGAUUAAUUGAAAACGUAUUGCAUUUUUCUCAUGUGUGCAUUUUUAUGAAAAGCGAACGCAUUCUCUAUCAACACUUUUGGAUAUUAACUUCAAUAAAAUUUAGUUGAGUCAAGAAUGAUUAUACAAGAACAGAGAGCUUCAUCUAAAUUUUUUACUGAAACAUAUUUUAUAUGGUUCAGUGCAAUUAUAUUUGUAACGGAACUUAUCAGUGAUUUAUGCCUUGUGAUAUAUUAUUUACAUGCAUCCGAAUUAAAAUGGGGUUUGAUUACAUUUGCCAUAAUUCUCUUGCCUUUAAUAAUGUGCCAGUUUGUUUCAAUAGUCAUUUUUAAAGUACGUAAUGAGACUUUUACUAAACAAAUGAUUUUUGCUCAUUUAAUGCUUUUAUGCGUUCCGUUUAGAUAUCAACAAAUUCUACAAAAAUUCGAUAAAAAUAAAGUACUUCGACCGAACUUAAUAGAAUCAAUUCAUAUUAUGUUUAAAGAUGUACGUAAUCUUGAAACGUGUAAUGCAAGUUUUCAGUAUUUACCUCAAUUUAUGUUCCAAGCUUAUAUUGUGAUUUUUGAAAAAUAUAAAUGCAUUUUGACUGGAAUAUCAGCUGGACUAGCUGGAUUUUCCUUCAUGUGGUAUAUAAUUUUACAUUUCUAUUACUGUUGUAAAAAGUUUGAUUUCGAAAAUGAAAAGAAUACAACAAUAAUACAUGAUGAAACACCAUUAUCACGAACUGAGAAUAUGUCAAUAAAAAAUUUCGAUAAAGAUUUAAAUGAAUCAAUUAAGAACUAUGAAAAGCCAAAAUAUAAAACGUAUGACAAAAAUUUUGUCACUACAGCGAAAACUAGCGAAAAAAACAUUGAAAAAAAUAAAUUAUUUUUAUUUAAAGAGAACAAAGAUAAAAAAGAUCAAUUGGAAACCACAAACGAUACUUAUGAUUUCUGUGAUUCAAAUAAUUUGUCAACAGUAUUUUAUGAAAUAGAAGACAGUCAAUGUUCACCAACAAAAUUUAAUGUAUCAAUGACAAGUAAGAAUACAGUAGAUUUUCAAAAUGAAAAUAAUAUUAAUUACGCGAUCUCAGUUUAUGACAUGAAAAAACAUCCAAAAACUAAAUUGAAUAGUGGCUUAAGUAUUAACGAUAUCGAUGCAAACUGUGGUGGAGAUAUUAUUACAUGUAAAAGUGGUGCUACACUAUGUGGUGCGGAAAAUUUAGAGUUAGGUUUAGAUUUGGAUUUGAAUCAUCGUGCUGUUAUGAAAAGAAAAGCUAUAUGUUCAUCUCAAGAAAUGUUACAUUUAUUUGAUAUUAUGCAAGAUAUACCACCAGAAGAAAUUGAUUCUUUGGCGAAAAGUUUAAUUGAAAUGGGUGGAGAUGAAAGUUUAAAACCUGAUUCUGAAGCAUCUUUAACCGUAUUAGAAAAUAUUCCGAAUAAAAUUGAUGAAAAAAUUUUAGAAAAUAUUGAUGCAGCUAUUUAUGAAAAUCAAGUUAUAUUUCAGGAACGUAUUCGAAAAAAUCAAUUAACCAUACAAAAUUUGAAAUUACAAGAUCAAUUAUUAGCAAAAUAUAUUGACGAUUUUAAGGAUUUACCACCAGAUAUGUUAAAUAUAAGAGAUUAUGAGAAUAUGUAUUUUACGAAUUCAAACUUUCGUAAUAAAUUAAAACAUUGGCGUAAUUAUUUGCAAGAUAUUAAUUCAAAUGCACAUGAUAAUUCAACCGUACAAAAUACAAUGUCAAUGUCCACAAUGACUGAUGCUGCAUCUGUUGUUAAUUCUUUAUCAAAUAAUGAGGAACAGUCAUUAUCUUUACCAUUAUCGGACAAUUUAACAAGUACAACAAACAGCAAUAACAAUAAUAAUGUAAAUCAUAGUCAUAAAAAAAAUUACCGCUGGACGGGUGAUAUCAAUAAUCAUAAUUUCAUAUUGAAACAACAACAGCAUCAACAAAUGCAACAACACCAGCAUCAACAAAAUGGUGAAGAAGAAUUAAAUGAAAUUUAUCCAUCUAACACAAAUAUUCUAGUGGAAACAAUAAAAUCCAUAAAGAAUCAUUAGGAUAAACAGAAAAUUUAACCCAAAAUAAUAUUUUACAUAGCUUUAAGAUUUACAUACUUAUUAAGUAAAUAUUUUAAGUUUUAUUCGGAACACUAACCUUUAAAAAACAAAAAAAAACCGAAAACUCCUAAAAAAUGAAUUUUAUUUUACAAAAUUCAUGUAGA
Messenger RNA from Condylostylus longicornis, 2323 nucleotides. Its product is annotated as GATA zinc finger domain-containing protein 13-like. The transcript is spliced from 4 exons. Gene Ontology annotation, cellular component: membrane. The coding region runs from base 237 to 2159 and encodes 640 amino acids. NCBI's taxonomy places the organism in Eukaryota, Metazoa, Arthropoda, Insecta, Diptera, Dolichopodidae. The record is from RefSeq and is a predicted model, not a curated record.